Molecule: messenger RNA, 1476 nt
Organism: Medicago truncatula (barrel medic)
Lineage: Eukaryota; Viridiplantae; Streptophyta; Magnoliopsida; Fabales; Fabaceae
Product: lanC-like protein GCR2
Exons: 6
Coding region: 51-1304 (417 amino acids)
Biological process (GO): peptide modification; carbohydrate metabolic process
Cellular component (GO): plasma membrane
Source: RefSeq, a predicted model, not a curated record
GAGCUCUCUAGACGGUAACUAUUGUCUGUAUUCUGCACCUUUGGCCCGAGAUGUCUGAUCGCUUUUUUCCGAACAACUUGCCACCAUUCACGGCAGGGGCAGAGACAACACUUGAAGAUGAAGAAGAAGAAGCAACCUCUUCCCAAACACCAACACAACACUCUCUCACCUCACUCCUUUCUCUACCUUAUCAAACACUCACCUCCAAACUACAAGCUACAGCACUUCACUUCAAACAAUCGGUGGUGAGUGAGACAUGGGGUUCUGGUGUGAACCGUGUGAAGGACUAUACUCUUUACACGGGAGUUCUUGGAACGGCAUACUUGGUGUUUAAGUCCUACCAAGUAAGCAAGAAUGUGGAUGAUCUUAAUUUAUGCUUGAAGAUUGUAAAGGCUUGUGAUUCUGCUUCAGCAAAUUCAAGCCGUGUGACGUUCAUCUGUGGCCGUGCCGGUGUUUGUGCUCUUGGUGCUGUUAUAGCUAAGCAUGCUGGUGAUGAGAGAUUACUUGACUAUUACCUUAGACAAUUCAAAGAGAUUGAGCUACCCUGUGAUUUGCCCUAUGAGUUAUUGUAUGGCAGAACAGGUUACUUAUGGGCUUGUUCAUUCUUAAACAAGCAUGUCGGUAAAGACACAAUACCUACUACCUACAUGAGACCAAUUGUGGAUGAAGUUAUAACAACUGGUAGAAAAUUGGCUCACAAGGGAAGAUGUCCUUUGAUGUAUGAAUGGCAUGGGAAGAAAUACUGGGGUGCUGCUCAUGGACUUGCAGGAAUUAUGAACGUUUUGAUGGACAUGGAACUUAAGCCAGAUGAGGUGGAAGAUAUCAAGGGUACGCUACGCUACAUGAUUAAAAACCGUUUCUCGAGUGGCAAUUAUCCCUCUAGUGAAGGAAGUGAAUCUGACCGUCUUGUGCAUUGGUGUCACGGUGCUCCUGGAGUAACUCUUACGCUUGUAAAAGCAGCCGAGGUUUUUGGGGAUAGAGAAUUUUUGCAAGCAGCGGAAGAUGCAGGAGAAGUAGUGUGGAAGAGGGGUCUUCUUAAGCGAGUUGGAAUUUGCCAUGGCAUCAGUGGGAACACCUAUGUCUUUCUUUCUCUGUACAGAUUGACAGGAAACAAGGAGUACUUGUACAGGGCUAAAGGAUUUUCUUGCUUUCUACUUGAUAGAGCGCAAGAAUUGAUCGGCCAAGGAAAGAUGCAUGGAGGAGAUCGUCCUUAUUCCUUAUUCGAAGGUCUUGGAGGAAUGACAUAUACCUUUGUAGACAUGAUUGAUCCACAGGUGGCAAGGUUCCCUGGCUAUGAACUUUGAGUCGCUUGAUAGUUGAAGCAACAUAUGUAUAUUACAAAUGUAUACUCGCAUCCCCAAAACCACAAUCUAUCGGGUCGCCAAUGAGAUGUAAUAAAUUUUGUAAAUAUGAAGUAAAACCUGCAAAUUUUGAACUGUGGUUUUCAAGUGCAAUAUGAUAUGUUCAAAGAGUAAA